This is a messenger RNA of Alternaria burnsii, 1020 nucleotides long. RefSeq lists its product as uncharacterized. The transcript is spliced from 2 exons. The record is from RefSeq and is a predicted model, not a curated record. NCBI's taxonomy places the organism in Eukaryota, Fungi, Ascomycota, Dothideomycetes, Pleosporales, Pleosporaceae. Bases 1 to 1020 code for a protein of 339 amino acids. Gene Ontology annotation, molecular function: hydroxypyruvate reductase [NAD(P)H] activity; NAD binding; glyoxylate reductase (NADPH) activity. Gene Ontology annotation, cellular component: cytosol.
AUGGCGAAGACAAAAGUUGUUGUAACGCGUCAAUUAAUUGACGAAGCACAAAGAAUACUCGAUGUGAAGAAAGAGGACUUGGAAGUUGUGCAAUGGCAAUCCGAAAAGCCAUGCCCACGCUCCUGGUUGCUUGAGAACGCCAAAGGUGCAAGUGGCAUCCUAGUUAUGCUCACAGACAAAGUCGACGAAGAGCUUUUGGAAGCUGCUGGAUCUCAACUCAAGGCCAUCGCUUCGUUUUCGGUCGGUACUGAUCAUGUUGACCGAAACGCGCUCAAGAAGCGCAAUGUACGCCUCGGCUACACACCAACAUGUCUCACCGAUGCCGUGGCAGAUCUCACGGUCAUGCUCAUCCUCAUGGCCCAGAGAAGAGUUGGAGAAUCCAUGACAAAGGUCGCAAAGGGCGAAUGGCCCCAAAUGCCGUGGCAUCCUCUGCUCAUGACUGGUCCACAAAUCCGUGGAUCGACAAUUGGUUUCUUGGGCUUUGGUCGGAUUGCGCAAGCUUCGCUGCAAAGACUACUUCCGUUCGGCAUCAAAAAAGUUAUCUACCUUACGUCCAAACCUGGAAAACCUGUAAAGGAAGACCACUUUGGCCUAAUCACAAAUGCUACUAUCCCUAUUGAGCCAGCGGGCAGCAUAGACCAACUCGCAAAAGAGAGCGACGUAGUCGUCGUCGGAUGUGCGCUCACACCAGACACGAAACACCUCGUAAGCACAGACUUCUUUGCGAAGAUGAAGAAGCUAGCUGUCAUCGUCAACAUCGCACGAGGCCCCAUCAUCGACACCGACGCCUUGGUAAAAGCGCUAGAUCAGGAGCAAAUAUUCGGUGCCGGUCUGGAUGUUAUUGAGAAUGAACCGAACAUCGAAGCUGAUCACCCGAUCCUGAAGCAGCCGCGAGCUGUACUUGUGCCGCACAUUGGGAGCGCAACGAUUGAGACAAGGGAACAAAUGGCUACUGAAAGUGUCAAGAACUUGCUCGCAGGGUUAACAGGAGAGCAAAUGAUUAACGAGCUAGAGUUAUAG